AUGGAGUCGCCCAGGCUCAACAAGUCGUGCGACCAAUGUCGGAAUCGGAAGGUCCGCUGUAUUGUCCCGCCGAGCUCCGAUGGGAGGGCUGUUGCGUGUACACACUGCAUCAAACGGAACGAGACGUGUCAGUUUAGUAACCUGAAGCGAAGGCUGCGGUCCAGGGGUAUUGCCUCACAGGAGGGACGGACAACAACAGCGCCAUCAACUCCACAGAAAGGCUCAGGCAGCUUCAAGACUUUAAGCGAUCUAUUCAUAGAUCGACUCCUAAGUAGCCCGUCUGAAAGCCCUGUUCCCUAUGAUGAGUUCUCUGUGCUUAAAGCGCACGAUGACCGAGUCCCGAGCUCUGGUAUCGCAUUUUUCUCACCAAAAAGAGUCGAUUCGCUGGUGAAAAGGCUAGGGAAUACACAUCUCCGAGAACUGGUACACCAGAUUGACAGGACCAUUCGCACGCGCUUGCUCGCGAGGCCGGAGAAAGAGAUCUCGCUGUAUAGCUUGGCGAAGGUUCAGACAGAGCUGGAGAUUGGCUCGGACGCGGACAGCCAUAUGCAGCGUUACUUCGAAGUGCUUCAUCCCGUGUAUCCGUUUCUCGACAAGCGGGCGUUUCAAGAAAAGGCGGCGUCCUCAAAUCUUUUCCAAGUGCUAGAAACAGACUUUGCAUUUUGCGGGCUCUACUAUGCGGUACUUGCUCUCGGUUGCCAGUAUAAUGGGUUCGGUUCAUUCAUUCCGGACAAUAACCGUCCAUGGAAAUUCUUCCAGAUUGCUCUUAGCCGAUUAGAUUGGAUACUCAUGUCAACCGAGUCGCUAGCGAGUCUUCAGGCCAUCACUGCAAUGGCCAUCUUCGCCACCAGUGCAUUUGGCCACAGCCUCGACCAAACCCUCAUAGCUGAGGCAAGCCGAAUGGUUCUCGCACUGAGAUACCACAAGUCUACCUUUGGCGAAGACUCCGCACUGUGCUACCGAACCUUCUGGGUAAUAUAUCAUUUGGAGAAGCGCUACUGCUUCCAAGCGAGGCAAAGCUCUGUAAUUGCCGACUAUGAUAUUGGGUGUCCAAUCCCUCCAGCUCCCGAUUCAAUCAUUGGAGAAUACAAUUGGCUUUUAUCAUCAGUUCGCUUCAGCCGUAUCCUCUCAAUAGCCUAUGCCUCCCUCUUCUCGGUCUCAGCAUCAACACAGUCAGAUGACACACUAUUAGCUUCCGUCGACCACGUCCAUACGCUCCUUGAGGAAUGGAGACAAUGCAUUCCACUCGACUUCCGACCAAAGGAGCAUCUCCAGCGACGGCAGCUGAAUGACGGCGCGUCGAAGGAAAUUGCGCUGCGGACACAUUAUUACUAUUACCAUCUCACCAUUGCACUCUCGCGACUAACCCUUCAUGUCAGUCGUGACGUCGCAAAAAGCGAGAACGCAAUGAGGACGCUACUUGAUACCGCCAGGAGCAUCAUCGAUCUGACGCGGUUUAUUGACGUGGAGCCAUAUACACCGACUUUCAUCCUCGCAAUCCUCCCUCUUUCAGCCCUAUUCAUCCUCUUCGACUUUGCCAUCCACCAUCCGACCGAUCCGGAAAUCCGCAGCUACCUCACCCUCCUUGACAUUGUCGCCGGCCACUUUAGCCAACUGGACCAUGCGUCAAAGGGCGUGAUACCUUCAAGCUAUCUAUCCGAGUUCUCCCACAUGGCGAGACAGUAUGUGCAGAGUGUACCGAAGCAGACGCCUACGACUGGUCCUACUUCAGAUGAUCCUGGGGCAGGGCCAGGGGCGGAUGAAACUAAUGGUGGUCACUCUGGAAGCACUUCUGUACCUAUGCUUGCGACAUCGACAGCAAUAGCGGCAGAUCCUUCGUUCACAGAUACUGCUCUACAGAGUCCACAAACAGGAGAAACAGGUGAUCCGACGCUCAUGGAAGGACUGGACUACAAUAGUCUCGAUAGCUUGUAUUUCCUCACCCCAGAUAGCGACUUCUGGGCCGGAGGACGAUCCUUCGAUCAGUUUGACCCGAGGGAGUUUUACGGGGAGAUAUUCCUAUGA
Molecule: messenger RNA, 2025 nt
Organism: Aspergillus calidoustus
Lineage: Eukaryota; Fungi; Ascomycota; Eurotiomycetes; Eurotiales; Aspergillaceae
Source: the annotation of a GenBank genome assembly